AUGACCAAAGAAAUGCCCCUGGUGGGCCAUAGCAUGGCGAUAUUUGCCGCUUCCGCAGUGAUGCUGGCGGUCUCUGUCAUAGCGGUCGCCAUGAGAUGCCUUGUUCGGUCUUAUGUGGUUCGGGCGUUUGGAUGGGAUGACGGUCUUAUGGUGGUUGCAUUGGGUCUAUUUAUCACGUUGACCGUAUCCUGUAUGAUCGGAGCAGAUAAUGGAAUUGGCCAUAAAAAUGAGGAUUUUAAGAGCAUGGUGACACUAAAAAAAGCGCUAUUGUUUUGGUGGCUUAAUCAAAUGUUUUAUCUAUGGGCAACUUCUCUGGCCAAGAUUUCUAUCGGCGUUGCGCUGCUUCGCCUGGCCGUUAAGAAAACUCACCGGAUCUUUGUCUGGGUAAUGAUAUCCACUGUUAUUGCCAUCGGUCUCAUGUUUUGGCUUGUGCUACUUUUCGACUGCAAACCGAUUUCCUACUUUUGGAAUCAAGUGGAUCUGACACAUUCUGGGACUUGUACAUCGAUCAACACUCUACUCGCCAUUGCAUACUUUUACAGCUCUGUCACGAUAGUGUGCGAUCUGGCCCUUGGUAUACUACCGGUCUUUCUAGUUUGGAACCUCCAAAUGAAUCAUAGAACAAAGAUUGCGGUUGGAGGUAUUCUAAGUCUGGGAGCUGUUGCCAGCGUGGCAGUUAUUAUUAGACUUCCCUUCCUACAUCACUAUGCUGACACCGAUUUCCUCUACUCCACCUAUCAAAUUGCUGUUUGGUCAGUGAUUGAAACGGGACUUGGAAUUACUGCUGGGAGCUUGAUGACUUUACGACCACUCUUCCGCUGGCUCUUAGACAGCAGCUUGUCUUAUGGACGAAAUGCGCACAGUGGCCGGACAAGCUCUCGAAAAUACACCCUCUCAAAACCGCACAGCCAUGAACUGAAUUCCCUCAGCAACCCCAGCUAUUGGAGACCAGAUAUUGACGCCGGUAAAGGUAUUGUGAAUACUGUUUCAUCGCCAAGGUCGAACGCCUUCGACGACGACAACAGCAGUCAGGAGGCCCUUUAUGUUGACCCGAGUCCGAUCAUCAAUCCAAACCGGGUCACCGUCCAACAAACCUUUGAUCAAGUCGUUUCUGAGCGAAAAAUAUAA
This is a messenger RNA of Penicillium waksmanii, 1128 nucleotides long. RefSeq lists its product as uncharacterized. NCBI's taxonomy places the organism in Eukaryota, Fungi, Ascomycota, Eurotiomycetes, Eurotiales, Aspergillaceae. The record is from RefSeq and is a predicted model, not a curated record. Bases 1 to 1128 code for a protein of 375 amino acids. The transcript has 5 exons.